UGAGGAGAGAGGGAGGAUUGAAUCAUUGUAGAUAUUUGAUCGAUGUAGGGCUGCGCAGAUGGCAGGGGGAGGCAGAGUCGACAAUGACGUCGUCACGUAGAUAGACGAAAUGGGCGAUCAAAGUUGGACCCUUUCUACGCUGGAGCAAUAUGUAUGUCAUAGCACAGUAGCCAGUUGCUUGGUGGUUCUUUUUUUUUUUCGUAGAGAAUUACAAAGUGGAUGUGGUUGUGGGACUUAGUCGUUUCCCCCUCCAGCUUACUGACCACACAGCCCGCACACGAUGGCGAUAUGGAUAUUCGCCACCAAGUUACUGACAGAUAUGACGUAGCAGAGGGGACAAGAUCCAGAUUUUGGUUUGAAGACAGCUUCAGAGAAAGAAUUAGUAGGCAUUUCGCAAGCGUGUGUGUCUUUUGUGUUAGCAGUCCCGUAUCGUCUCCACAAGAAAUCCACAACCCCCUUUUAGCUCCGUCGUCUAAAAUUUUCAACACCACAGUGUACCCACACGCACGAACGAACGUACACAGUAUGCAAAUGCUGGCAGUAACUAAACCAAAGCCAGUCUACAUCCUCACUCACAAGAAUCCCUUUUACUGAGUAUAAGACAACAACAAAUUCAAAAUCCAUCACGUGCACUACAAUCCCACCCAUCAGCACCCUCAGAUAUCAUGUCAUAUCUCGACUCUC
Messenger RNA from Aaosphaeria arxii CBS 175.79, 684 nucleotides. RefSeq lists its product as uncharacterized. The record is from RefSeq and is a predicted model, not a curated record. NCBI's taxonomy places the organism in Eukaryota, Fungi, Ascomycota, Dothideomycetes, Pleosporales. Bases 220 to 594 code for a protein of 124 amino acids. The transcript has a single exon.